Molecule: messenger RNA, 5228 nt
Organism: Rhineura floridana
Lineage: Eukaryota; Metazoa; Chordata; Lepidosauria; Squamata; Rhineuridae
Gene: RPA3
Product: replication protein A3
Exons: 4
Coding region: 520-879 (119 amino acids)
Biological process (GO): nucleotide-excision repair; mismatch repair; double-strand break repair via homologous recombination
Cellular component (GO): nucleus; site of double-strand break; DNA replication factor A complex
Molecular function (GO): single-stranded DNA binding; damaged DNA binding
Source: RefSeq, a predicted model, not a curated record
CCCAAAACGACGUCGCUCAUGCCAUUCAACGACUGCGCGCGUGCGCGCGGCACAAACCAGAACGAAAUAACUCUCGCUCUCUAGUUCCUCUUCUCGUCGCGAUCCAGCCCACUCUGAUAUUAAUCUUACCCGCUUGAUCACCCACCUCCGGCAGCCACUUUUCCGCAACAACCUCCGCUUCCGGGUUCAAGAGGGACACAUCCUGGGGACUGAACUGAAGUAACCUUGUCGUUUCAAACGCAGCCCAGCCUGCUGACGCGCGCAUGUACAAAGACUCUUGCGCUAGCCUUUUCCUGUUGCUCGGAAAUGACGUACACUGCAGGGGCUGGCCGCUCAGCCAACGUUCUGGGACCGCAUUGGAAGGUCUGGCAGGGACCGUCCCAUUUUUCCUGCUUCGCCAGUUGCCGUGGUGACCUGUUGAGGCUCCGCGCGGUGAGCGGAAGUCGAGAUUUCCCGCCAAUGAUAAAGAUAGAGAGGGGGCUGAGGUGGAUCUGGGCCUAACUUGACUUUGAUUUGGAAAUGGCAGACUUGUUUGAAGUACCCCGGGCUCGCGUAGCGACAAGUCAACUGGCGCAGUACAUUGGGAAGCCCGUUUGUUUUGUGGGACGCCUAGAAAAGAUCCAUCCAACUGGGAAAUUUUUCUUCCUGUCUGAUGGCGAAGGAAAAAAUGCAACCAUUGAGCUGAACACACCUCUUGAAGAAGAGGUCUCUGGAGUUGUUGAAGUAAUAGGAAGAGUUACAAAUCAAGUAAACAUCCUAUGUGUGUCAUAUACCCAGUUCAGAGAAGAUAAAAACAUGUUUGAUCUGUCGCUAUAUAAUGAAGCUCUGAAAAUUAUCCAUGAAUUCCCCGAGUACUACUCUUUUGGUACUGAUGCAUGACUGACACUUUGUUACAACAGUGAACAAUUCUGUGAUCCUUACCGCACAGAACUAUUCCAGGAUCUCAGUAAGAGACAAGUUGGCUUAAAUUGUUCUUGGGACAAUCUGUUAUGCAUACUUUGCAAAAGUCUUAUAUGCCUAAACUAUAGUACAUAAUCCAGAAAUUACGCAUCUAAAUGGUGCUGCAGUCCUGAUGGCCAAAAAGACCCAGUCUCUGAAGACAUCAUUACUCAAUAGAUAAGUAUUUGAAUGAUAGGCUGUCAUUCAAGUAGCUUUCUUAGCUAAAUACAUAACAUGAUGGAUCUUUUUAGAUUUUACAUGCAUGAAAAGUAUCAGAACUUAGUGUAUAAUAUAAAGUGCAAGCUAUGACAUCUGAAGUAAAGAGUAUUUGGCUUUGUUCUAAGACUUGAGCUUUAGUAACCUUUCAGACAGACACCCAAACAGCAUAUUAUAGCAGUUUAAAAAUUGUAUUGCUAGGUUAACCAACCUGCACAAAGUGUCCUUGGCUGAAGGAUGCUUCACAUCCAUUAUCUUUAAUCACUACUAAUUUUACAUGGUAGUUAGAAUAUUUCUGUAAAGCAGGAGACUGUGAGAUCACUUAUGAUUUUAUGCAGAAUGUAAAGCAAUUUUGGUGAACAAGCAGUUUUUCUACGCUAAAGGACACAGACCUCUUUCAUAACGCUCACCUGCAUUUACCAGAUUUCCAAAAACAGCUCACCUUAGUCAUUACCUUACCAAGCCACGAUAUAUUAAUCCAUCCUGCCAACUUCUAACCAUUAUAUUACCACACCUAUGUCUGAUACAGUAGAACGUACUAAUUUCUACAUUAAAUAUUGACCACUUCAUUGAUUUACCAUAUGUCCAGGUAACCAUCCAUUCUGUGCUGCAGCUAAUAUAUUAUGAUCUAGGGUCUUUACAGUAUUAAACCUUUUAGAUGUGAUUACUGUUCUCUAAAUGCAAAGGUUUGACAGAACAAAAGCUGAAAAGGAAUGGGCAGAAUCCUGCAUUUUUAUUAAAGGCUAACAGCUGUAGUGUAGAAAGCAAAGAUUUUCAAUGCUGAUUGAUUUAUGGUGUGCUUAGAACCUAUUUUCUGGAGGGAUAGGGAGAAACAAGGCUACUAAAGUUACAUGCAGCCACCACUGAGGAGACACUUACAAAUGGGCAUUCGGUAGCGUGGCUAGUGCCAGCUGCUCCUGUAUAGUAAUUUUAAAUGUCAGUUUGGGAUUUCUAAGUAACACUUUCUUGAUAAGUGGAACUAAAAUAAGAUGUUGAAUAUUAUCUGUGGAGUGGGAUACUAGAUGAUAACUAUAAAGCGUUUUUGAAGGGCAGCACCUGAAAAUGUGAAAAGUAUACUGGUGAAUAUAGAAAUAUGUUGGGCUUUGGUAGUAGGUUAAAGCUAACCUGGAACAAGACAGAUACAAUGCAAGAUAACUGUUUGUGGGUAGUAAUGUGAAUAUAAGCAGCCCUUAAAGAUAACAUAUACAUGGACCUGUUACUCUGUAGAUUUAACAAUGUCUGCUUCUGAAGCCAAAGCAACUCUGUCAGAAAAUAAAAAUGCUGACAUUGUAUACAUGUGUAGGAAUUUCACUUUACAAGAUUUUUAGUCUCUUAACAGAAAAUGCACACUUGCUGAAGAAAUUAAAGUUGUUUAUAAAUUAUCCUAAAUAUGGAUUGUAAUUUGGGCUGGGAGUUGCUUUAAGCCAGAGUUGGGGAACCUGCACCAGGUGGGGCUGAUAGAAGCUAAAAUUCCAACAUCAGGAGGGCCAGGUUUCCUCACCACUGGUCUAAGCUUAGCCUUGAAUACAUCUUUUAGACUAUCAAGAAUUUGUAGAAGCAUGGUAAAUAUUUUCAGGAAUCUGCACCCAUCAUUUCAGGACCCUCAUUACAGAAUUCCAAAUAGCAGAGAUGCAACCACUGUGUUUUAGGAAUAAGGGAAAAGCUAAGUAUCAAAAUCUGCAGAGAAAUAUUGAACCUAAUUCUAAAUGUAAUAUGAAACAGGCCUGAGCACUAGCAUACAGGACCCUGAAUUGAUACAAUUUUGAGAUGUUUAUACCUUUGAAUAUCAGUUGUCAGAUUAAGUGUUAUAAAUGCUAGUCCAACAAUACUUAGUUCACUUAGGCUGCAAUCCUAUUCACAUCUCCUGAGUAAAUCCUGUUGAACUCAGUGGGGCUUGUUUCCAAGUAGAUAAAAGAUUGCACUGGUAGAAUAAAGGGGCACUUAUAAUUAGAUGCAGGAAGAAUGACAUUUCAAAACCCAAUUAUUCCAUAUCAGGUGGACUAAAUUACUAUUUUUUUAAAAGGGAAGCAUCAUUUGGCUUUGCCCCCUGCUAUGAAAUCCUACUUCUCAGUCUUAUGAGCUGUUGGAUCAUUACAAUGAUUUGUAUAGCACCAUCAGCAUAGUGCUUUAGAGAGCAACAUAAGAAAACAGUGUAUUUCUAAGUGUACAGCAGACAAAGGAGAUGAAUGAGAUUAAAUGCAGUUGCUUGUAUUUAAAACUUGAUUUGGUUAAAAAUGAAACUAAUGGUUUAAGCCACAUGGGUUCAGGGACAGUACAAGCUUAAAGGGUUUGAAGAAAUAUAGCAUCACUUACCAGCUCUACAACAGAGUUCUAGGCAUUGAGGGCAGCAAGAGAAAGUGGACAGUAUUGAUUCAGUAACAUUUAAAACAUUUAAAAAGUCUAAAAACAUUUUAGGUCUGUGUAAAAAAAAGUGAUACUUUCACUUUAGCCAUCAAGAGUUCCUUGUUUCUUAAAUUAUAUUGAAAAAGCAGUAAAACAUAGCCUAAUUUUUUAAUGCAGAUUUCCUAUAAAUAACUGAUAGUUUAAAAAUUACUUAAGUGUUGUAGUUUCCCUCUUUAUUUGAAAUUGUUAACAUCCAGGGCUACCAAUGCUGAAACUAAGCACAACACUAUUAAAUAUAGUACCAGUAUCUUCCUGGACUGUUUCAGCAUAUGAAAGACAUGAAACGUUAAAUUUAAUCAAAAUGGCAAGUUAAGCCAUAUUUUAUUUUACAAUUUCUAGAGGAAAGGCAGCUGUAACUAUUAACAGUUAAUCACUUUACUUGAUUAAAACCCUCAGUCUAUAGAAAUACACACAUGUGCCCAAAUGCUGAAGAACACAUUUUGAAAACAGAACCAAUGUCUACACGGUGCAGCUAUUAAAUCACUGGGUACUGACCUAGAGAGUGUUAACAUGUUCAUACACAACUUCCAUGUACACAGAUAUCUUAUUCAUUUCAAGGGCAAAGGCAGUUCUACAUUCUCAAGACAUGUGCAUGCACAACUAUGCCAUCUUAAAGUCAAAAUACAGCUUUUAUUUUACAAAAAUACUACUUUUAAAACACCCAUGGAACACAUUAAUAGCAAUUUAUAUUUACAUAUUCAAUGUAAGGUUUUUUUUACAGAAAGGAAGUAGACACCAUAUUAAUAUUCAUGCUCUUUUAAUACUCUGAAUAUAAGGACACAAAAAUAAAGUCUAUACAUUGCUCUUAAUGGCUUAAAAUUCUACAUAUUCUGGAAACGAUUAUUAAAGCAACUACUAAUUUUUUUACAAAAAUAUGAGAAGUUGGAUAUUGUGGAUAUGCAUCUCAAAUAUAGAUCAAUAGUAAAAAAAAAGGCAAUUCUGAUGGGAAGUAGUCUUUGACCAAGGCAAUAUAAUAAGAGUUAACAUAGCUGUGUACAUAAAAAUAAAUAUUUGUCUUCAUUAAGGAUUCAUUUUUCCCUUUUAACAUCACAUCAGUGUAUAGAUACUGUAAGCUUGGAUCCAAAGUGACCUAUAUGUAAGUGGAAGUCAUUUCCAUUUGAGCGUGUGACCAGUGUCUGACCCACCCACUCCCCCUGGCUGGCCCUGUACUACACUGCACAUCUUUUGAAGCGUUGCCCAGGUGCAUUCAGAUUAUGCAUAGUUCUUUGGAUCCAAGCCCUUAGUUUUAAAACUAAAAACAUAAGAUUGUCAAUUAGGCAACUAUAGUAUAAACUAAAGAAUAUUAAAUUGCAUUGAAAACGUGCGAAGUUCAAGUUUCUAUUUGGCUAGUGAAAUCUGAAUGGCAGACAUUUGCCUUCUUGCUAAUUAUCUUCUGUGUUUUUCUUGGUGAUGUAUUAUCUUUCUAUAUUGUUUUGCCAGUAAAUAAGCAUGUUGCCCACAUCCCUAAGCUCAUUUUGUUUUGACAUAGUUUAAAACAGUUUUUUUUAUUGCUCAUGAAAAUCUGGUAAGAGCAGCCAAUUACCACAACUGGGCAGGUGAUAUUCCAUGUUACCCAAAUUUUGUAAAUGAACUUUAACUGUAAUGCCUCAUGCUGUUUUUGACUAUGUAUAUGCUUGAGAUUUUCUGAUCCAAAUGAAUGUCAAAAUUUG